Messenger RNA from Trichoderma citrinoviride, 1248 nucleotides. RefSeq lists its product as hypothetical. Lineage: Eukaryota; Fungi; Ascomycota; Sordariomycetes; Hypocreales; Hypocreaceae. Bases 1 to 1248 code for a protein of 415 amino acids. The record is from RefSeq and is a predicted model, not a curated record. The transcript is spliced from 6 exons.
AUGCCGGUGACACAGCAGGAACGGCAUCCAUCUAGACAUUGCGCCGCGUCCGCGACCGCGAUCGCGACUAACACCUCCUCCAUUGCGAACGCCACGAGCCGACUGACACGCGCAGCAACCAUGCCUCCUUUCCAAAAUGCACGACCACACUACAAGCGCAGAACACUUCGCAUAUGGAAUAACCAAGUUGGGCCGGACCUGCGCGACCCGGAGCUUCUUUGGGGUAUGGACUGGGAGCGCUUCAACACUGUUCGGAUUCCCGUUCUGGAGGAGGACGAAUAUUUCGAGCGCGCACUGGAAAUUGCAAAGGGUGCCAAAGACAGAGAAGAUUUUGAGAGAAGCUUUAGGGAGAGAAACGCAAAGGACUGGGCGGAGCUGUUGGAUUUGAUGUCUGACAUCACAAGACAUACUCUCUAUAAUGACGAAAGAGACGUCUUUCCAUGUCGUGAUGCUUGGUGGAAAACGCGCAAAGCGUCUCAAACAGGCUCUUUGAUGGAUUUCGUCAGGCUAUUGAAGGGCGUUGCUUUUGGGUGGGAAGCGGAUGAGGUCCGCGAAACACAAGUUGAUAACCCUCUAAGCGGCGAGGAGGCGCCCGCUGGCGCGGAAUACACUGGCCAAGAGGAAGUAUUUCCCGAGUUGGAGGAUCUCGACUGGGAAGAAGAACAGGCACUGCGCGGUGAUUAUAGCGACUCUGUGAUUUUUCACGGGACUUACACAUACUUCCCAGCUUCUGAGCCUGCGUCAAAGGCUCCUGAUGCGGCUCUCUAUGCUGCGCCUUCAGGAAUGGCGUCUAGUUCAGAAGAUGACGGAUCAAAGGAAGCCCAACGUCUACAGCGGAAGCGCAAGAGACUACGAUUCAGCGAUGAUAUUGUCCAGGUUCCUGAGCCCAAUCAAGCUUCUAGUCCACGUUCCGCGGACGAUGGAAGCGUAACAGGCGAAAGACAACUCCCUGGCGAUGGCAACGAUCGAGCAUCUAAACGUCAAAAACUGGACGACUCUACUACAGGAUCACAUACUAACCCUUCCUGUCAGCAUGAUCAAAGCACCCUAAAGAAAAGGCCUAUACGUGAUGAUGAUGAUGAUGAUGAUGAUGAUGACGGUGAUGGUGAGCAAAGGCAUAAACGCACAAACGUCAAAGACGCGACGCUUCUUCCCGGCAACAAGCAGAGGCAAAUCGUUCUGGACGCAGCCGUCGAAAACGAAGCAACGCCAACCGCGCGCCUGCAGACAUCAAGACUCGGUCUUUGA